Messenger RNA from Cotesia congregata, 1356 nucleotides. Lineage: Eukaryota; Metazoa; Arthropoda; Insecta; Hymenoptera; Braconidae. The record is from the annotation of a GenBank genome assembly.
AUGGCUGGCGUGCCGCCUAAAGAGGCGAAGCAACAAAGCCUCAAACGCAAAGCAUCCGCUCAAAUUAUGCCGAAGGACAACAAGACCACAAGAGUCACUCCACAUGUGAUCAGAAAUUCGUUUGCUCUCGAAGAUGCUUACAAAAGCUGGCAGAAAAAAAAUAAUAAUAAUAACGGAUCAAAUAACCACGCCGUUAAACCCAACCUCAACGAAAACCGUCGGCGCAACUCACUGCCUAUGGUCGAUAAGGACGGUUUCCAAACUGUGAAAAACGCUGCCAAAGUAAGUUUGGCUAACCGCACAGAGAUGGCGCCACCACCUGUGUAUAACAAAUUCCAGCUGCUUGACAACACGCUUAGCUCCAACGACAAAAUAACAAACGAAAUUGAAAUGGACACAGAAUCUGUUUCCCAAUCACCGGAGAACAACGAUCCACUAUCAAGCAGCCAAAGUCAGCAGACAGAAAUUCCAACGGUAAAAUCAUAUCGACCACCUCCAAUCUUUGUAAAGGGUGAAAAAGCUAAUGCCACAAUUGGAGUACUAAGAAGCAACAAUCUGGACCAAGAAGCUUUCACAAUUACUAUGUCGAAAGGUCUUCAUUCAGUACAAGCUAAAAACCAAACAACUUUUGAGACAAUCAAAAUUGUCCUCAUAAAAAAUAAUUAUCAAUUCUAUACAUUCACUCCAAGAGGUGAGAAACUUAAAUCACUUCUGCUCAAAGGAAUGAGUGAAGAUACUACACCUGAGAUUGUCCUAGAAGACCUCAAAGCAAAAAAUAUUCCCUCAGUUGAAUUUAAAAAAGUUUCUGAGUUAAAAUUUAAGCGAGACGGUGAAGAAAGGCGACAUUUAAUUGUCCAAAUCACUCAAACAACUGGCCAUCCAGCAAACUAUGCUGGCUGCACAUUCUUGAAAUUUGAAAAAACUCUAAGGAAAGAAACAAGUGCUCAGAAAUCUAUCUCACUAAAGAAGAGAAUUGACACAAUGUACAGAGAUGCCAAUCCACAAAUCUCUUACGCUAAUUCUAUGUCGAGGCAGAGAGAACAUUUCCCUCCACUGACAAAUAGAGCACAGGAUAAUCAAAAUUGGUUCCAGGAAAAUCCAUCGCCGCCACAGCCACUCGGUGGCCAGACUUCACAGGCCUAUAGGCUGCAACCGCAAUAUCAACAGCAGCAACAGGAACAGUCUCAGAAGACCAGCAAUCAAGAAUUUCAACAUAAUUGGAUGCUAAAAAUCACAUCAGAACUUAGUAGUCUCGCCAGUGCUAUUAAAGAAAUGAACGCCACACUCAACCGCAGUGUAACGGAAAACAAACGGAGGAUUGACUUCCUCUAUGGAUUCGUUAACGCCAGAGAAUGA